GCAGUAUGGGACUCAGCUGCUUCAAGUCCUGGAAACAUGACAGCACCGGCCACAAAGGUAACAGAGAUGUGCUGGCCAGUCCAGGCUCUUACUUCUUCCUGUCCAACAGUGCCGGUCAGGGUGACGAAUGGCUGAAGAGUCUCAAUAAGGGAGCCUGGAUCCCCUUCACAGGGGUUUUUGGUCAGCGUCUGGAGGAGACGGUUCUGUAUGAGCGGCGCUACGGGGUGCGUUUGGUUCCUCUGGUGGUGGAACAGUGUGUCACCUUCAUCCGAGAGCGUGGCCUUCAUGAGGUGGGCUUGUUUCGACAGCCUGGACAGGCCAGUCUGGUCAAAGAACUGCAGGAAGCAUUCGAUGCCGGGGAGAGACCUUCAUUUGACAGUAGCACAGACGUCCACACGGUGGCGUCACUGCUGAAGCUCUACCUCAGACAACUGCCUGAACCUCCUGUUCCUUAUAACCACUACCCAGACUUCCUGCUCUGUGGACGGAGACUGUCCACCAGUGACCGCAUGAUGGGUCUGGUGGAGUUGAGGAAUCUUCUUCAUGAGUUGCCGGUUGCGAACUUCAACCUGCUGAACUUCAUCUGUCGGUUUUUAAAUGAGGUCCAGAGUUACUCCAGCACUAAUAAAAUGAGUUGCCAGAACUUGGCCACUGUAUUUGGACCAAACAUCCUGCGUGCCAAAGCUGAGGACCCGCAAAGCAUCAUGGGAGGUGCAGCCCUGGUCCAGGUGCUGAUGCUGGAGCUCAUCAGAGAGUAUGAACCUCUGUUCUCCAAAGUGCCCCCCCCCAGCAUCAUGCGUCCUUAUGGAGGUUUGCGUGGGUCGCCCUGCGCUUCCAGACAGCCUCAGCUCCACCCCCCACCCUGUCUACGCCAGCUGUCGUUGCCUCUGAUCACAGAACGGUCCAGAGAGUCCGGACAAGCCGCCUCUGAAGGACAGGAUCACAGUUUUGUCUCUGGAAAAUCGGACCUACCUUCAUGUCAGAAGAAGCGUCUGGGUCACCGCUACACCUCCUCCCAUCCUGACAACUGCUUCUUCCCUCCACCCUCCUCCAGCCCCCUCCUUCAGCGUCCCUCCGACCAACGCAGUUUCCGUUUCCAGCACCACGCUGACCAAGAAUCAUCCCAAGCCUCGGCGACCGGCCUCCAGUCGCAGGAACUGAUGCCAGAACACAGACCCGUACUCCUGAGCUGGACCGACGCCUGGACGGGCUUGUGCGAGGUCAGCGACGAUUUCUGGAGCUCAGUGGCUGCAGCAGGACCUCCUGAUGAAGAGGGUGGAGUACCAGAGCAGGCCAGCAGAGGCAGCAGCGAGGCCCAGGAGGACAGCACCCCCUCUGCCUACGACAACCUGGAUAAAGUGUCCCUUCAUCAGACGAAAGACGGGAUCACUGGUGGCCUGUUUGAAACCGGUGUUGCACAAAAGCAUGGAGCAAAUGAAGAGAAGGGUGACGGAGAGGAGGCGGGACCACAUGUGGACUCCUCCUCCUCAUGGUCAUCCUGUGAAGUGUUGCCAUUGGAUGAAAGUGCAGAUGCUGUGGACAAAGUAGGUCCUGUCAAAUCACCAAAGAGACCGACGAGUUUACCAUCAGGUAGAAUAACGGAGAAUGGAAUCGGUGAUAACGACCAUCGUGAUAAUGACGAUGACAAAGAUGAGGAGGGCCACCACUUUAACUCUCCAACUUCCUGUUCCGAGGCCAGUGACAGCCCUUUGAGUACAGGCAGUUCGGAGGUGUUUCUCCCCUCUGGACCUCCAGAUCUCCAGGGGUCUGAGCCUCAGCUGCAGCCCAGAGACCCGCAGUCACUCCUGGCUGAGCUACAGCGACAGAUGGCCCAGCAGAAGGCCGAGUACCAGGCCAGGAUACAGAGGUUGGAGCGCUGUAACGACGUCCUGGAGCGGCAGGUGGCAGUGCUGAGGGUCAGUCUGGAGCAGCAGAAACGCAGCCAAAGCGUGGCCGAGAUCAAGAUCCGCAACAUGGAGCGGGCGAAAGCGGACGCCGACCGCCGAAACAGUACGCUGCAAAGAGAGAUGGAGCUGUUCUUCCAGAUGUACGGAGAGGUCAGACGGAGAGGUGGAGACGAAGAGGAGGAGGAGGAGGGAGAGGAGAGGACCAGCAGAGACAGAGUCUUACAGAGUCUGUGA
Messenger RNA from Sphaeramia orbicularis (orbiculate cardinalfish), 2141 nucleotides. Its product is annotated as rho GTPase-activating protein 22-like. Gene Ontology annotation, cellular component: focal adhesion. Gene Ontology annotation, molecular function: GTPase activator activity. NCBI's taxonomy places the organism in Eukaryota, Metazoa, Chordata, Actinopteri, Kurtiformes, Apogonidae. Bases 6 to 2141 code for a protein of 711 amino acids. The record is from RefSeq and is a predicted model, not a curated record. The transcript has 9 exons. Gene Ontology annotation, biological process: activation of GTPase activity; negative regulation of ruffle assembly; signal transduction.